Molecule: messenger RNA, 2432 nt
Organism: Manis pentadactyla (Chinese pangolin)
Lineage: Eukaryota; Metazoa; Chordata; Mammalia; Pholidota; Manidae
Gene: RBBP9
Product: RB binding protein 9, serine hydrolase
Exons: 5
Coding region: 54-614 (186 amino acids)
Molecular function (GO): hydrolase activity
Source: RefSeq, a predicted model, not a curated record
CCGCGGCUCCGAGCUCCGCGGGACGGCGGCCGGGGCACGGCCCCUUUGCGCUCAUGGCCUCUCCGAGCAAGGCAGUGAUUGUUCCCGGGAAUGGCGGCGGGGAUGUGGCCACCCACGGCUGGUAUGGCUGGGUCAGGAAGGCGCUGGAUCAGAUACCUGGUUUCCAGUGUUUGGCUAAGAACAUGCCCGACCCAAUUACAGCACAGGAGAGCAUCUGGCUGCCCUUCAUGGAGACGGAGCUGCACUGUGAUGAGAAGACCAUCAUCAUAGGUCACAGUUCCGGGGCCAUUGCGGCCAUGAGGUAUGCAGAAACACAUCGAGUAUAUGCUAUUGUAUUAGUGUCUGCAUACACCUCAGACUUGGGGGAUGAAAAUGAGCGUGCAAGUGGAUACUUCAGCCGCCCCUGGCAAUGGGAGAAGAUCAAAGCCAACUGCCCUCACAUUGUGCAGUUUGGCUCCACUGAUGAUCCUUUCCUUCCCUGGAAAGAACAACAAGAAGUGGCUGAUAGGUUGGAUGCCAAACUGUACAGAUUCACUGACCGUGGCCAUUUCCAGAACACGGAGUUUCAUGAACUGAUUAGUGUGGUAAAGUCGAUGCUGAAAGUACCAGCAUAGACAGGAUGAUUUCUGCUAUUUUGCAUACUGAUAUAGAGGUAGAGCAAUUAUUAGAUUGUUAAUAGGUAAGUUAUCUAUUAUCAGGUGAUUACUGGACAUGGAAAACAGGUCAAGUUAAGUUCCACAAAUGCCUAAAAAGCAAACACAAGUUCCAAUGUUUAGCCUAAGUUACAAAGAGCAUUUCCACUUUCCAGAAUCUACACCUCCCCAAAGUGAGCUGCAAUGAACUAAAGCAGUAUUUUUCCUAUUUGGUAAGGGACAUAAGGACAGCUUAAUCACCCUCAUCUGUUCAAAGAGAGUCAGACAAAAAUAGAAUCCAGGUUUCCUGAUUCCCAGCCCAGCUUAAAACUAAAUAGGUUUUCUGUAUGUUAUAGGAGUUACAUUUUUUUGAGGAGUUAAACCUCUUUGAAAUAAAACUUUUGUUUUAUUGGGGAAAGAAGACAUGACUAAAGGUCCAGAGUGUUGGCUUAGAUCUCAAAGUACUAUCUGCUAAGCUGGCCCAGGACAUUAAUCCCAGACUAGGGCCUUCACCUUUGACACCCUGCCCCAGUCCUUCAAACAUGUGAAAGAGAAUGAUAUAUAAGGGUCCACAAAGAUCAGGCAGGGAAUUUAGGCCCAGCCCAUAUAUAUAUAUAUAUAUAUAUAAAAGCACAGCUGACUAGAUUUGUGCAAGACCAGAGUUAUGAAGAUUAGGGCAAUGUGGAAAGCUCUUGCCCUGUCUAAACUGCUGCCAUGUGGGAAUGUGGCAGGGUAUUGCCAGUUUUCUGAUAUUUUUGAAAAAACCAUGCAAUAGUUUUUAUAUCCAGGGAAAAUACAUGUAUGCAUUUACAUACAAUCCAUAGGGACCUGAAUUAUGUCUAACUCAUGUCCAUAUGGAUUAUGUUAGUUGGUAAUUACAGUAUAAAAAUUUAUAAAUGCUUCAGGACACCCAAAGUCCAAACCAUCCAUUUGUAACUUCUGCCAUAAGGAUUAACUUAGGUGCUUUAAAUGACCCUUUAUGAGAAAUGAACAUGUCAAAGGGUGAAAUCAUGAGAACAAUUUGGAUUUUGUUAAAAGUCUUAAGUUUUUAAAAAAAAUCUUUCCUUACCUCCAAUUUUGUUUUGUAGAGUUCCUUUUAAUUCCCGUGGUCCUUUAGAUGUGUUUCAAGCAUCAUUCCAUGAGUUUUUCUUCUGCUCAUACUCCCUCAAAACAGACCUUUUCAUUUCCCAAUAUUUUUUGGCUGUUUUGUUACCUCAAACAAUUUCCAGUGAAUUCAUAUUUGCUGUUGCAGAACCUGUUGUUUGCUGUAGUAAUGUGAAUUUCCACAGUUUUUAUGCCCAAAAGGGACUCAAAGCCAUCAUUAAAAGUCUUUUGGUUUCUAAAUGUGCUCAAAGAAAAAAGUCAGGAAAAACUCUAUAAACUUUUAAUAGUAAUUAUCUUUGGGGGAUGGGAAUUUUGGCAGGUACAGUGUAGUGUACAUCUCCUAUUUUAUAUACCUGGAGAUUAUCUGAGUUGUUAUACUGAACAGGUAUUACUUAUUAAAUUACAAUAAUUAGGAUUUAAGGCAACUUAUUUGACAAGUUAGUGAAAAGCAAAUUAGGUAAAUCAAUUGAAUAGUAAUUUUCUUAAAAAGAUAGUUUAGCAUUGAUUUGACCAUGCCUAUAAUCAAAGUUUAAUUCUAUAUUAUUUGAAUUACUUGGGAUUACUAAUUGUUCUUACACUCUGCUUUGUUUUCUUAAGUCCUUUCUCAAAAAAUUACAAACUUAUGCAAGUAACAGUUCAUAAUACUUUGUUCUCCUCUGCCAUAGAAAAAAACAAAUAUAUACAAUUGAGAAAUAA